Hydra vulgaris (swiftwater hydra) is the source of this 852-nucleotide messenger RNA. RefSeq lists its product as uncharacterized. Gene Ontology annotation, biological process: regulation of transcription by RNA polymerase II; hippo signaling; embryonic organ development. Gene Ontology annotation, cellular component: transcription regulator complex. Lineage: Eukaryota; Metazoa; Cnidaria; Hydrozoa; Anthoathecata; Hydridae. The record is from RefSeq and is a predicted model, not a curated record. Gene Ontology annotation, molecular function: RNA polymerase II cis-regulatory region sequence-specific DNA binding; DNA-binding transcription factor activity, RNA polymerase II-specific.
AUGUCGAACGAAGCAGAAGGAUUAUGGUGCGGCUUAAUUGAAAAAUGUUUUCAGGAAGCCUUAGCUAUUUACCCUCCUUGCGGAAGACAAAAAAUAAUGAUUUCGUCACGUGAUAAAAUGUAUGGCAGGAACGAGCUUAUUGCGCGUUACAUCUUAAAUAAAACAGGUAAAGUUAGAACUCGUAAACAAGUGGCGAGUCACAUUCAGGUGCUAGCAAGAAAGCAUAUGAGAAAAUCUCAUAACAAUCAACGUAGUGAAGUUAAUGGGCAUAACAAUUUGGUUACAAAAUCGAAAACCUCUCGUAUUUCGUCGCCUUUUGAUAUUACAUACUCGCCUUUGGAUUUCUCAUCGAACAAUUUAAGUCACCAGACUUCAUUCGUCGACGACCUACACCAUAUGAUAAAUCAUAAUUCUCCAUUGCAAGAACCCGUAAACUCAUUUACUUACCACAAUGAAAAUUCAUUCAUAGAAAUGGACCGUGAUAACUAUUUGAACUACGAUCAAUAUUACUUUAUUGAUAAAAGGUGCGAAUAUAGAGCUCCUACGUAUAACGAAAAAUUACCGAAUUUUAGUCGUGAAAUUUUACAAAACUUUCGACCUAGUUACGGGAAAAAUCAUUUCUCGAAAAACGACAUUUCUUUAAUUGAAUACACAAAAGAUAGAGAAAACAACGCAAAUGCGUAUUUUUCAUUUUGUAAAUCAAAUUUUGAAAAUGAGCAAAGACCUUGGUUUACUCAUAACGAGCCAAAUAUCAAUCGAUAUAUACGCACUUUUAAAGAUGAAAUGAAAUCAAAUAUUGACAAUUUUGAUUCUCAUAUAAGUUUAGAACCAUUUUUUAGAGACGAUUUUUAA